This is a messenger RNA of Pungitius pungitius (ninespine stickleback), 3741 nucleotides long. RefSeq names its product transmembrane protein 259 (gene tmem259). The coding region runs from base 515 to 2725 and encodes 736 amino acids. Lineage: Eukaryota; Metazoa; Chordata; Actinopteri; Perciformes; Gasterosteidae. The transcript has 12 exons. Gene Ontology annotation, biological process: response to endoplasmic reticulum stress; positive regulation of ERAD pathway. The record is from RefSeq and is a predicted model, not a curated record. Gene Ontology annotation, cellular component: endoplasmic reticulum.
UGUUGUCUAGGACCAUUAGCAGCCGUCAGUCUCCUGUGUACAGAGUAUGGUCUCCCGUUAACUCCCUCAGCUCACAGUUUAAAACGCCCGACGGCUCUAGAUUAAACAAAAAUGACUCUCCUUAGUCCAGCUCCUGCUAGCUGCUAGCGAACACCGCUGCACAGCUACAGUUAUUUAGCGUUAGCUGCUGCUAGCUCCUUUAGCGUUAGCUUCCUAUGUAGCGCGCUAACGGAGCCUACCCCAGAGCUCGCCGGCUAACCGCUGCGUUUCUCCGGCUGUUUGUCCCGAAGAAAACACCGGAGAGGAACCGUUAACAUGGACGCACGGCUUCGCAGCCAAUAACAGUGGCAUCUGUGUAAAGCGGUUGAGUCCCAUCAGAGCCGGUCGUGGUGACCUUUGCCUGAUCUGAGGUCAGAGUUUUACCUUCACGCUGAACACACCUGCCAGAAGCCAUGCUGACCUAAAAUCAGCUCUCAGUUUGUGCAGUGAGCUGAAGAAUCCAGAGAUAGAGACCAUGUCUGAGAACCAGGCCAACAACAACAAUGUCCCUCUGAACAACAACAUGGGACCCAACAGGAUGCGAAACCCCAACAUCAACCAGAACCCCCUCAUCAACGUCCGCGACCGCCUCUUUCACGCCCUCUUCUUCAAGAUGGCCGUCACCUACGCCCGACUGUUCCCUCCGUCCUUCAGGAGGGUCUUUGAGUUCUUCAUCCUGCUCAAGGCACUCUUCGUCCUCUUCAUCCUCGCCUACAUCCACAUCGCCUUCUCCCGCUCGCCCAUCAACUGUCUGGAGGUGGUGAGGGAGCGCUGGCCCCGUGACGGCAUCCUGAGAGUGGAGAUCCAGAGGAACUCCAGCCGGGCCCCCGUCUUCCUGCAGUACUACGACUCCGCGGGCCUCCAGGAGGAGCUGGAGGCCGAGGAGGAGGAGAUGGGCAGAGGAGGAGCAAGAGGAGUGGUGGGGCUCAGCCUGGCGGCGCUGCAGGAGGAGGAAGACGACGAGGAGGAGAUGACCCUGGAGAUGUUUGACAACAGCUCGGUGCAGUUCGAGCUGGAAAUUGAGCCUCGUCUGAAGCCGUCUCUGAUUGGAGGAGGUGUUGGAAGAGGAAGAGGAGGUGGAGGAGGAGCGGUAGGAGGAGCGGGAGGCAACGACAGCCAGGACGUCUCCUUCAGCCAGACCACUAAAGGUAUGCAGCCGCUGAAGGACUCAGUGUCUGAGCUGGAGAUGAUGACCAGAGCAGUGUGGCCUCAGGAGGAGUACAUCGUGGAGUAUUCUCUGGAGUACGGCUUCCUGCGUCUGUCUCAGACCACCAGGCAGCGGCUCAACAUCCCCGUCAUGGUCGUCACUUUGGAUCCCAUGAAGGACGAGUGCUUCGGUGACGGCUUCAGUCGCUUCCUGCUCGACGAGUUUUUGGGCUACGAUGACAUCCUGAUGUCCAGCGUGAAGGCGCUCGCAGAGAACGAGGAGAACAAAGGGUUCCUGAGGAACGUGGUGUCUGGAGAACAUUACCGCUUUGUCAGCAUGUGGAUGGCCAGGACUUCCUACCUGGCCGCCUUCGUCAUCAUGGUCAUAUUCACUUUGUCCGUGUCCAUGCUGCUCAGAUAUUCUCACCACCAGAUCUUCGUCUUCAUCGUGGAUCUCCUUCAGAUGUUGGAGAUGAACAUGACCAUCGCCUUCCCAGCAGCCCCUCUGCUCACCGUCAUCCUGGCUCUCGUUGGCAUGGAGGCCAUCAUGUCAGAGUUCUUCAACGACACAACGACGGCCUUCUACAUCAUCCUCAUCGUGUGGUUGGCCGAUCAGUACGACGCCAUCUGCUGUCACACCAAUACCAGCAAACGCCACUGGCUGAGGUUCUUCUAUCUCUACCACUUUGCAUUCUACGCGUAUCACUACCGCUUCAACGGGCAGUACAGCAGCCUGGCGCUGGUCACCUCCUGGCUCUUCAUCCAGCAUUCUAUGAUCUACUUCUUCCACCACUACGAGCUCCCUGCCAUCCUGCAGCAGAUCCGGAUCCAGGAGAUGCUGCUUCAGAACCAGCAGGCGGGUCAGGCCAACCAGACCGCCCUGCAGGACAACCUAAACAACAACAACAGUGCCGCCGCAGCCACCGCCGCCGCAGGACCGGGCCCGACCGCCACCGGCCAGCCAGGACCCAACAGCACCCAGCCCGAGGCUCAGACUGACCCCCAGACCUCCUCCUCCUCCUCCUCCUCCGCCUCCACAGCAGCAGCAGGAGUUGGAGGGGAGGUGAGGUCGGAGCUGAACUGGGUCGCUCAGACGGCGGCCAUCAUCACCGAAGUUUUGUCCUCCUCCGGCCAGCACUCCUCUGCUGACACCGCGGACGAAGGCGGUGCGACCGGAGGUCAGGGGUCAGCAGGAGCAGCAGAGGUCAGUGUGUUGGCUGGGUUUUGGAUGGAAGGAGGAGGAGCAACGGGAGGAGGAUUAGAAGCAGCAUCAGGAGAAGGAGGAGGAGGAGCUGGAGGUGCAGCAUUAGAUGAAGCAGGGGGAAGAGGAGAAGGAGGCCGAGGUGGUGAAGAUGAUCAGAAAGUUGUUUCUGUUCAAAUCAAACCCGCAGCAGGAGCUGCCGAUCUGCCACCCAGCCCUCCAAUCAGAGGGCCCCAGGCGGUGGAGGCGGGCCCUUUGGAGGAGACCCCCUCACAGACAGACUGCCCACCUUCACUGAGUCCAGGUACAGACUGCAGAGCACCACAGACCCCGUCCUGAGAUUCCAGCUGUAGUCCUGCUGACAUCAUGUCCGCGGUACCUCAGUCUGUCAGCUGAUCAGGGUGAUUGAUGAGCGAUUGGCCGAUCAUUUUAUUUCUGACGUCAAACAAGCGAGUGAUCGCUCAUGAAGCUCUGGCUUGGGGCCCCACAACAGGUCACAGGGCUCUUCUGAGGGACCACCGAGUUUUCACUUUGCUUCUAUCUGGUUGAACAGGUUCAAUGGAAACCAGAUUGAAUCUAGAAUCCGGUCCAGAUCAGUUCAGAGAACAAAGAUGAUAUCUUAAAAUGUUCAUUGUGUCAUCUAUAAUCCGUUAGAUCCAUAAAACAUGUUAUCAUAAACUUAAGUAAAGACCAAAUCCAUGGAUCACCUUUUCAUUUUGAUGAGAUUGGCGAUGUUUUAAACAGAUGUUUCUAAUUUCCAGAUGUUUCAUUGAGCCUCGCUGCUGUUCCUUCAUCACACAGAAGUUUAUUCUGACUCACACACACACAUCAACACUCACUAGGGCACCUCGCGUGGAAUAGUACCCAACAAAGUCCCUGUUUCUUGAUGAAACGACUGAUUUGACUUGAAUAUUAGCUAUUUUAAAUGACCCAGUGAUCAGUUAUUGAUCAGUGAAUCGGUGUUGAUCAGCCCUGAUUCUGACAGACUGAAGCACAAACUCUGAUCCCUGUUGAAUUCUGUUUCCAUCUGCUUAUAUUUUGAAGAAGAACACUUGUUGUAGUUGUUUUAGUGGAGGAACUGAUCGAUCAGGUGGAUUGGGAAUGCCUGACAGAACUGAUGCCUUAUCGAUGAUCCUCUGUGGACACUACAGAGACGUCGGCAGUGGAGCCAGUCGUGCAAUAUAAUGCCAGUUGUCACACGCCAGGCCCCGCCUCCUGCUAUCAAUGUGCUGCAUUCAGGCAACCAAAGGCAAGAACUACUCAAAACUCCUUUUUAAGAUUAAUGAAUUAAGUCACGUUUCCAUCAUCACCCCAAACAUGUCCCAUAAAAUCACACAGAUUGUUAUGUUUAAACC